This is a messenger RNA of Penaeus indicus, 1700 nucleotides long. RefSeq names its product uronyl 2-sulfotransferase-like. Gene Ontology annotation, cellular component: membrane. The record is from RefSeq and is a predicted model, not a curated record. Lineage: Eukaryota; Metazoa; Arthropoda; Malacostraca; Decapoda; Penaeidae. The transcript is spliced from 7 exons. Bases 59 to 1120 code for a protein of 353 amino acids. Gene Ontology annotation, molecular function: sulfotransferase activity.
CUUAAUCACAGACGUUCCAACCCUCUCUCUGUCUCUUCGUUUCACUUGCCUCGGAGUCAUGAUCAUUUCUCGAAGGACAUUAUUACCUAGUUUGUGUUUCGUGACUGGUCGUUGUGCUCGAAAGUUCUACGGUGUACUUCUGGUGAUAGCGUUGAGUACACCCUUCUACUCUAUUUACCUAGAGGGUAUUACACACAAGUUGGUUGAAAAGCGAAGUUCUCCUCCGACACAGAAAGGCAAAAUCGUACCAGAAGUUGAAAUUACGCCCACUGCGAGGAACGUGACACCUGAGCACACUCGUCUGCUUAUCUACAACCGUGUGCCGAAGUGUGGAUCUACUACCACCUUUAAAUUACUCAACACGCUGCGGAAACUGAACAAAUUUCGCCAUAGGAACUCAGAAAUCUACCACACCGAAUGGCUCACAGUGGAGGAACGCAAACGUUUACUUCAGGGUCUUUACAAAUUCACCAGUAAAUAUCCCAGGAGUUUCGACCGUCACCUGUUUUACUUUAAUGCUACGAGGCUGGGGUUCCAACGGCCGGCCUGGAUGAACAUCAUAAGAGAACCUGUUUCUAGGUUUAUCAGCGAAUUUUACUUCGUGAGGACCAGAGAACAGUGGAGCAUAGUCGAAUCCCUCAAGCAGAAGAAACGACCUCCGGAAUCCUGGUUCAACAUGCAACUAGACGAGUGUGCUGCAUCAGGACAUCCGGAAUGCAGACCUUCACCUGGGGACAACAUGACCCUUCAACUUACCUUCUUCUGUGGUCAUCAUCCCACUUGUCGGCAGGUCGGCAGUCGGUGGGCGCUGAACCAGGCUAAGUACCACCUGGAGAACUAUUACAGUGUCGUCGGCGUGCUGGAGGAGCUGUCCCUCUCCCUCCAGGUCCUCCAACACUACCUGCCUCGCUUCUUCAACAAUGUUGGGGCCCUUGAACUCGGCUCUGGUCACGUUGUACUGAACGAGCGACCGAGAGAAUACAAACCCACUGUCACCAACGCCACGAAAGGGAUGCUAAGGAGUAUCUUGAAGGAGGACCUCGAGUUGUACCAAUUCGCCCGGCAGCGGCUGCACCUUCAGGCUCGAGCGCUAGGAAUUCUGGAUCAGCUUGGGUCCUGACAACCUGUCGAGCGGGAUAUUGGGUUAUGCGUGGUUAUAUUGCGGUUUUAGAGCCCUCGGUCUAUAUAGCGUGUGUUUUUUUUCCCGUUCCUGAUUCUCUCUCUCUUUCUCUCUCUCUCUCUCUCUCUCUCUCUCUCUUUCUUUCUCUUUUCUUCGUCUUCUUCUUCUUCCACUUCUGCUUUUUUUUUUUCAUUCUCUAAUUCUCGCUUUUUCUCUCUAUCUUUCUUCUUCUUUUUCUCUCUCUCUUUUUUUAACUUUCUCUAUUAAACACACAGACACACACACACACAAACACACAGACACACGCACACUAACAGAUAUAUACACAAAAACAGACACUCAAAUGCAUGCAUGAAUUUGCGUACACACAUGCAUAUAUAUUCAUAUUUUUUUCUUGUCAUAUUUUUUUCUUGCAUCUAUAAGAACUAUACAUACAUACUUACACACAUACAUACGCACACACACACACGCAUAUAUAUAUAUAUAUAUAUAUAUAUAUAUAUAUAUAUAUAUAUAUAUGUGUGUGUGUGUGUGUGUGUGUGUGUGUGUGUGUGUGUGUGUGUGUGUGAGUAUAUGCGUA